Messenger RNA from Phytophthora infestans T30-4, 252 nucleotides. RefSeq names its product PcF and SCR74-like cys-rich secreted peptide, putative. The record is from RefSeq and is a predicted model, not a curated record. Bases 1 to 252 code for a protein of 83 amino acids. The transcript has a single exon. NCBI's taxonomy places the organism in Eukaryota, Oomycota, Peronosporomycetes, Peronosporales, Peronosporaceae.
AUGAAGAUCUGUUUGACCGCCCUCGUUGCCAUUGGAGCCAUCGUUUGUGCCCCUGCUAGCGCUCAGCCGCUGAGAGUAUGCCAGUCACCUUGCGGAGCCCAGAACUCGGAUCAGAACAUUUGGGUCGCUACGUGCUGUCAACAGAAGGGCGCUACUAGUGACGACGCCUUUAACAAGUGCUGUGCUUCGAGUUGCAGCACCGGCAGCCCUUGCAAGUGGGAAAACCUCGGCUCUGCCUCCGCGAGUUCCUAA